UUGCUGUGAGUGUUUCGCGAGGUGGAUGGGGCACUAAGGGGGUAAUCCGGGGUAAUCCACGAUUCGGUGCCGGCCGCGCGCUCCCCUGCUCCCUUCGUAGCCAUGCCUCGCAAAAUCGAGGAGAUCAAGGACUUCUUGCUCACGGCCCGGCGAAAGGACGCCAAAUCCGUCAAGAUCAAGAAAAAUAAGGACAAUGUGAAGUUCAAAGUUCGGUGCAGCAGAUACCUUUACACCCUGGUCAUCACGGACAAGGAGAAGGCAGAGAAACUGAAGCAGUCCCUGCCCCCAGGUUUGGCAGUGAAGGAGCUGAAGUGAACCUGGUCCACUGAUUUGAACUGUAUUAAAGUUUUAAAAAUUCUUAAAAUGUCCUUUGUCUUUGAGGGUGGGAAGGGAAGUAGUACUUGGUCGUCACUUCUGGUGGGAUCACGAUGGGAGUCCUGGUUGCUACUUUCAUCUCUGAUCUUUGGCUGUGAUCUCAGUGGACAAAUAAAACCAUCCUUUUUCUA
Enhydra lutris kenyoni (northern sea otter) is the source of this 506-nucleotide messenger RNA. RefSeq names its product ribosomal protein L38 (gene RPL38). Bases 103 to 315 code for a protein of 70 amino acids. The transcript has 5 exons. The record is from RefSeq and is a predicted model, not a curated record. Gene Ontology annotation, cellular component: cytosolic large ribosomal subunit; ribosome. Lineage: Eukaryota; Metazoa; Chordata; Mammalia; Carnivora; Mustelidae. Gene Ontology annotation, molecular function: structural constituent of ribosome. Gene Ontology annotation, biological process: protein-RNA complex assembly; translation.